Molecule: messenger RNA, 1464 nt
Organism: Bombyx mandarina (wild silkworm)
Lineage: Eukaryota; Metazoa; Arthropoda; Insecta; Lepidoptera; Bombycidae
Gene: RagC-D
Product: Ras-related GTP binding C/D
Biological process (GO): negative regulation of autophagy; positive regulation of TORC1 signaling; cellular response to starvation
Cellular component (GO): lysosome; nucleus; Gtr1-Gtr2 GTPase complex
Molecular function (GO): GTP binding; GTPase activity
Source: RefSeq, a predicted model, not a curated record
GGUAGGUACAUACCUACCUACAUAGUUAAGUGGGCACAUAAAUUGCUUCGAAGUGUAUCAGUGAGAAAUUGAUGAACAUACAUUUGAGAAUAUUUAUAAACAGCUAGUUUACUGAGCCGAAAUGUUGAUUAAAGCUUAAAAUAUACUGAAAUCAUAAUCAAUAUACAGUAAUUCCCAUUUGUCCUGAUUUUUGUUUGGACUUUAUCUAGAUUAUGAGUUAUCAGGACGAUCCAAAUUGUUAUGUGGGGUCGUUCCCCAAAGAUUUUACCUAUGGACCUUUCGAGCAAAAUGGAGAUGGCGAUAGUUCUUCUCUUCAAGACGAUCACAAACCACGAAUCCUUUUAAUGGGCCUUAGAAGGUCUGGAAAAUCAUCAAUUCAAAAAGUUGUAUUUCACAAGAUGUCUCCAAAUGAGACAUUGUUUUUAGAAUCUACAAAUCAAAUUGUUAAAGACGACAUUAAUAACAGCAGUUUUGUACAAUUUCAAAUAUGGGACUUUCCCGGGCAGAUAGACUUCUUUGACCCUACAUUUGAUUCUGACACCAUAUUUGGUGGAUGUGGAGCUCUUGUCUUUGUAAUUGAUGCGCAGGAUGAUUAUCAAGAUGCUUUGGAUAAAUUACAACUUACUGUCACUAAAGCCUACAGAGUGAAUAGUAAUAUUAAAUUUGAGGUGUUCAUACAUAAAGUUGAUGGUCUCAAUGAUGAUUACAAAAUGGAAUCUCAAAGGGAUAUACACCACCGGGCCACUGAUGAUCUUGCAGAAGCUGGUCUCCAUCAUGUACAUCUAUCCUUCCAUCUUACAAGCAUAUAUGACCAUUCAAUAUUUGAAGCAUUUAGCAAAGUAGUCCAAAAGCUAAUACCUCAGUUGCCUACAUUAGAAAAUCUUUUAAAUAUACUGAUAUCUAACUCCGGAAUAGAAAAGGCAUUCCUAUUUGAUGUAGUAUCAAAGAUUUAUAUAGCCACUGACAGUUCACCAGUAGAUAUGCAAAGCUAUGAGCUUUGCUGUGAUAUGAUUGAUGUCGUAAUUGAUAUAUCUUGUAUUUAUGGCAUGGUGGAUGAAACUGAAACAAAUACGUUCAACAAUGAAAGUUCGAGUUUGAUAAAACUAAACAAUGGUACUGUACUAUAUCUACGAGAGGUCAACAAAUUCUUGGCAUUGGUUUGCAUUCUCAGGGAAGAAAAUUUCCAAAAACAAGGUGUGAUCGAUUACAAUUUCUUAUGUUUCCGGCAUGCUAUUACGCAAGUCUUUGAACUUCGUAAUAAAUGUCAAAGUUCUGGAACUGACAGAAGAAGAUCGGGUACUCCAGAUGCUGUUCCAAACGGUGCUGCAGAUUCCACUGAGAGUACUUCAGAUCAUUCACAGCCUCAGUUAGCAUAAUACACUUAUACUGUAAAUAGAUAUAUUUAAAAUACUUUUAUUGCAAAUUUAUUAAAUUGUGAUACCUACAAUAAAUGAAUAAAAUUAA